AUGGCUCCGAGGAGACCCAGUGAGCAGUCUGCGUCCCCGCCCAGGACCCAGGAGGAUGCAGCCUUCAACAUUAUCAUCCUGUGUCUCACCGAGGCACUUGGCCUGGGCGGGCUGCUGAGGAGCGGGGCGGUCCUGGGCCUGCUAGUGUACUGGAACCCCUCUGCCAUCUACCAUCUGGGUGUGGCCUCUGCAGACCUCGUCUUCCUGGGCUGCCAUAUGGUGGCCAUCGUCCCCACGCUGCAGGGCCACCUGGCCAUCCCCAGCUUCAUGCAGGCCAUCCUGGGCUCCUUGCAGUGGUCCUGCUACCUGGUGAGCCUGGGUCUUCUGGCGGCCUUCAGCAUGGAGCAUGACCUCUUCCAGGCUUGGUACCCCUGCUGCCACCCGCAGCUCCUGAGCACCCGCGUGUGCACGCUGAUCGGGGCCUCAACCUGGCUGCUCAGUGGCACCUGCACGCAGCUCCCCGAAGCCCACCUGUGCCUGGCACGGUGGCUGGCCACAGCCAAGCUGUUCGGCGUCUUGUGUGUGGCCGCCAGUGGGUGCAGCCUGGUGCUGCUUCUGCGGCGGGAGCGCGGUGACCAGCGGCCCCAGCCCUGCCAGUUCCCUGCCCUCGUCCUGCUCUCGGUCCUCCUCUCCCUCUUCUGCGGCCUGCCCUUAGGGGUCUACUGCCUGUCCCAGAACCUGCGCUGGCACAUCCCCCACUUCUACCACCUCAGCCUCCUCGCAGCUGCCGUGGACAGGGCCGCCAAGCCUGUGAUCUACUUCUCCCUCCCCUACAAGGCCCUACCUUCAUCCUCACAGCUGCAGGCACAUCGCUCUAGAAAACCCAGGGGGAUCCCACUUCGCUUCCCCAUGUCCCCUCUGCAGAGGCUAAAACCACCCUAA
Trichechus manatus latirostris (Florida manatee) is the source of this 882-nucleotide messenger RNA. It is a transcript of the gene MRGPRE, whose product is annotated as MAS related GPR family member E. Gene Ontology annotation, molecular function: G protein-coupled receptor activity. The record is from RefSeq and is a predicted model, not a curated record. Gene Ontology annotation, cellular component: membrane. Gene Ontology annotation, biological process: G protein-coupled receptor signaling pathway. NCBI's taxonomy places the organism in Eukaryota, Metazoa, Chordata, Mammalia, Sirenia, Trichechidae.